This is a messenger RNA of Leishmania braziliensis MHOM/BR/75/M2904, 666 nucleotides long. RefSeq names its product putative mitochondrial associated ribonuclease. The transcript has a single exon. The coding region runs from base 1 to 666 and encodes 221 amino acids. NCBI's taxonomy places the organism in Eukaryota, Euglenozoa, Kinetoplastea, Trypanosomatida, Trypanosomatidae. The record is from RefSeq and is a predicted model, not a curated record.
AUGUCGCCGACCGCCCUCAUCGCCUCGCGGUCCCGACUGCUUCACAAGUUUGACAGCUGCCGCACCAUCUUUAUGUGCUGCGACAUCCAGGAGAAGCUACGCGGCCGCAUCCCCAACUUCCAGGCGGCCAUUGACGUAUCGAACUCGAUGGCCGCCAUCCACAACGCCCUGACGCCCCGGCACACGUCCUUUGUAGCGACGGAGCAGUACCCGCAAGGCGUGGGUCGUCUCGCGAGGGACAUCCAGUUGCCGGAAGGGACGCCGGUGAUCGAGAAGGUGCAGCCGUCGAUGUUAGUGCCCGAAAUGAUGCCGUACAUUAUCGGCGACCCGGCGCGUGGCAUCUUGCCGGUGCAGCAGGCGGUGCUGUGGGGGCACGAGACGCAUGUGUGCAUCAUGCAGACCGCUGACGAGCUGCUGCAACACGGCAUUCGUGUGGGGGUGCUUGUAGAUGGCUGCGCCGCUCAGCGGCAGCUCGACCACGAUGUGGCGAUUCAGGAGAUGUCGACGUGGGACAACCUCACACUCACUACCACCAUCUCCGUCCUUCUACAGCUGGUGCGUGGCGAUGACUCUCUGAAGGGGCCGCUCAUGAAACUCGUGGUGAAGCCGGACGACCCCUCCCGCUUCCCUAGUCGCACCGAGGACGGCGAUAAGCAGAAGGAAUGA